AUGUGUUUUGGAGCAACCUGCCCGACCUGCUCAAAGAAGUCCUGGCGUGGAUGUGGUAGCCACGUCCGACAGGUACUCGAUGGAGUGCCAGAGUCCCAGUGGUGCACUUGCACCCCGCGCACAAAGAUUGACGGCAAGGAAUAUCCUCCUGCGGCAGCAAUGCAGAUUCCCGGGCUGAGUUGGAUCACGGGCAUGUUUGGCGGAGGAGGUCGCAAGGACGGCAAACAGGACCUAUAG
This is a messenger RNA of Fusarium keratoplasticum, 237 nucleotides long. RefSeq lists its product as uncharacterized. The record is from RefSeq and is a predicted model, not a curated record. NCBI's taxonomy places the organism in Eukaryota, Fungi, Ascomycota, Sordariomycetes, Hypocreales, Nectriaceae. The transcript has 2 exons. The coding region runs from base 1 to 237 and encodes 78 amino acids.